AUGGGGGCCCCUUCCCCACAAAGUCAGCAGCAGCUGGAUACGACUUUCCAAGUCGAUCCCGGGGCUUCUCCGGGGCCCCCUUUGCUUUCUUUGAGUGGGGAGACGCAGCUGCUGGAGGCUGGCGCAGCAGCAGCAGCAGCAGCAGCAGCAGCAGCACCAGCGGCGGAGGCCGUCGAGGAGCCCGAGGAUGGCGCGGCAGCAACAGCAGCAACAGCAGCAGCAGCAGCAGCAGCUGCAGCAGAAGCCGGGUCGCCGGCGUGCUGCGUGUCUGUGGCCGCUGCUGAGUCGGGGGCCCCCGGUGGGGCCCCCUCGGGGGCCCCCCUUGGGGGCCCCCCGGGGGCCCCCCCCCCGGGGGCCCCCCCGGGGGCCCCCC
Messenger RNA from Eimeria necatrix, 373 nucleotides. RefSeq lists its product as hypothetical. Lineage: Eukaryota; Apicomplexa; Conoidasida; Eucoccidiorida; Eimeriidae. The annotation marks the transcript as partial. The transcript has a single exon. The record is from RefSeq and is a predicted model, not a curated record.